CUAGGAUUUUAUUGAUACGUAUCUGAAAUCGAACUCUUAUAAAAUAUGAUAAUUAUUUGCGUCUAGUAUCUGACUUUUGUCCUUCUCAAUUGGACAAUGGAUCGUCAAAUCAAGAACACCACACAACAACAACAACAACAAUGAAGAACAGCAAUUCAUCAAGCUCCAUCAAGAACCAGUCAAAUAAUAAGAAACCAAUCACUCUCUUACUUCUCCUCUCUCUCUUCACCACCUCUCUGCUCCUCCUCCGUCUCUCCCAAAACAAAAUCAUCCUCAUCACCACCACCACCACCAUCUCCGAUCAUCACCGCCGUCACAAAUCCUCCAUACUCAGAGAAGAACCAUGUCUCGGUCGGUACAUAUACAUCCAUAACAUACCUUCUAGAUUCAACACCGACAUCUUGCAAGAUUGCGAGUCUAUUUCAAGACCAAAAGAUAAAGUCAGCAUGUGUAAGUACCUCGACAACUACGGAUUCGGACCACUGAUCAAUAACAGUGUUUCCUUAGAUUCUCGGUACUCUCCGAGCUGGUACGCGACUAAUCAGUUCAUGCUUGAAGUUAUUUUCCACGAGAAGAUGAAGAGAUACGAGUGCUUGACGAGAAACUCUUCGUUAGCUUCGGCUUUUUACAUACCUUACUACGCUGGUCUUGAUUUCCGGCGUAAUCUGCGGCGGCGUAACGCCGCUGAAAGAGACGCCGCCGGGAAGGAAAUGUUUGAAUGGCUCAAAAAGCAACCCCAGUGGAAAGGUCUGUCGGGUAAAGACCAUUUUCUUGUAACUGGUCGGAUAUCACGAGAUUUUCGGCGAAACUCCAACACUAACUUAGGAUGGGGAACCAAUUUAAUGCUUUUACCAGAGUCACAAAACCUCUCUUUCCUUACCAUUGAACGAAGUCUGACGAGCCAUAACGAAUUCGCUAUUCCUUAUCCAACCUACUUUCACCCAACUUCAUCCAUCGAGAUUCGCCAGUGGCAAGACAAGAUCAAUCUCACAAACCGAACAAUACUCUUCUCAUUUGCCGGAGCCCAAAGACCGAGCAGAAACCAGAAUGGUUUGCUUCGUACUCAAGUUAUCCAACAAUGUAAGAGUUCUUCCAAGACUUGUAAGUUUCUUGACUGUGACGUUAAAGCCAACGGUUGCGAUGAUCCAAUGGGUCUGAUGAAGCUUUUCGAGAGCUCUAUUUUCUGCUUACAGCCACCUGGUGAUUCGUUCACUAGAAGAUCAAUAUUUGAUUCUAUUUUAGCUGGUUGUAUACCGGUUUUCUUUAACCAAGGAAGUGCGUAUAAGCAAUAUGAAUGGCACUUACCGAACAACGAUGGUGAAUAUUCGGUUUAUAUACCGGUUAAAGAGCUGAGAACCGGGGGAAAGAGUAAAAUUGAAGAGAUUUUGCGUGGAAUACCGAAUGAGAAAGUGAUUGGUAUGAGAGAAAACGUUAUAAGAUUGAUUCCGAAGAUUGUGUACACUAAACCAAACCGACAUAAAUCAGAUGCAGAGACUCUUGAAGAUGCUUUUGAUGUUUCUGUGAAGGGAGUGAUCAGGAGAAUAGAAGAAAAAAGGAGAGAAAUUCAAGACUGAGGAACGUGUUUAUUAUAUAUAGUUAGACCCAAAAAAGUGAAUAUGUCGUACAUUUUUCUGUGUUUAAAUAUUCAAUUCUCUUGUACAUUUUCUCCCAUUCUUUCUCCUAAACAUGUUCUACACACUUCUUCUUCUACACAAUUCUUUUUUGUACAUUUUCUUCUUAUUGGGCUUAUUAGUUCAAGGUUUGAUUAUAAAUGUUUAAUCAUGGGCUAAUGAGA
Molecule: messenger RNA, 1795 nt
Organism: Eruca vesicaria subsp. sativa (arugula)
Lineage: Eukaryota; Viridiplantae; Streptophyta; Magnoliopsida; Brassicales; Brassicaceae
Source: the annotation of a GenBank genome assembly